Messenger RNA from Saccharomyces mikatae IFO 1815, 2091 nucleotides. It is a transcript of the gene LAM6, whose product is annotated as Lam6p. NCBI's taxonomy places the organism in Eukaryota, Fungi, Ascomycota, Saccharomycetes, Saccharomycetales, Saccharomycetaceae. Gene Ontology annotation, cellular component: endoplasmic reticulum-plasma membrane contact site; cortical endoplasmic reticulum; mitochondrion. The record is from RefSeq and is a predicted model, not a curated record. Gene Ontology annotation, molecular function: sterol transfer activity; sterol binding. The transcript has a single exon. Bases 1 to 2091 code for a protein of 696 amino acids. Gene Ontology annotation, biological process: intracellular sterol transport.
AUGUGGGGGGAUAAUUUGCGUGAGCUCAGUAACACCAUGGAUAGUGAGUUGAAUGCAGUAAAGUCGACAGUUGAAGAUGUUGGGGCGGAUGAUGCGAGAAGAUUAAUUAAGGGUAAGGGCUUCCAGAAGCCCUCUACCGAACACAUGCUGAUUUCGCCCGGUAGAGACGGUUCAGUACCAUUGAAUGGGUUGAAAUCCUCACCAGCAGAUCCACAUUUAUCUGAUGUGAAUUCCAUUUUGGACAAUCACCGGGGAGGUGACGAGACAGCCUUGACGUCUGUAAAUAAUAUUAUCAUGGCCACUUCUGCAAAUGGAGACAGUGAUUACGUUGACGGAGAUAUCAAAAGGCCAUCUAUUUCUAAUUGUUCAUCGAGAUCGUCAUUUUUUGAUACCGUGUUGAGCACAUUCUCUUUAAAGUCAAAUUCACAAGAUACAGUUACGAAUGAAGUUAAGGAUAUAGAGGUUAAAUUUGCAUCCGAGGAGGCUAACAAAAAAUUCCAUCAAAUGUUCAAAUCCUUAACCACUGAAACGAAACUUGUUGCUGAUUAUUUCUGCUAUUUUCAUAGAGAGUUUCCAUAUCAGGGCAGGAUUUACCUCUCCAAUACACAUUUAUGUUUCAAUUCGACUGUAUUAAAUUGGAUGGCCAAGUUACAGAUUCCCUUGAAUGAGAUUAAAUAUUUAGAUAAGGUAACCACCAACUCAAGCGCCAUCUCCGUGGAAACCUUGAGCAACAAAUAUACCUUUUCCGGGUUCAUGGCAAGAGACGAUGUUUUCCACUUGAUUACACGAGUUUGGUCUGAGAAAAAUUUAACCAGUGUUAAUGACGUCUUGGAGGUUGAUGAGAGAAUCUCCAAGUCAAAGAGCAUAACGUCGACUUCUUCUUCUAUAUUCAAUAAUGUUCCUACCAAUGCAUAUAACGAUUUCAUAUCAACAACGACUACUGAACCAACAAGCAGAGCUUCCUAUAUGAGUGAGAACGACAUGAUCAUCGAGGAAGCCAUAAGGUCGGUAGAUGACUACAUGGGCACGCCAGGCGCAUCGCCAACCUCUUCCCCUCCGUCGUCGUCAUCGUCGUCGUCAGCAUCUUCGUUGGGUUCUUCAGCGACAUAUUAUGGUAGAAACGUAUAUAGGUUGAAGCCAAACGCGCCAUUCCAAUACGAUGGGCCGUUCCAUGUGGAAGACACAAUGGAUUUCCCGUAUAAUCCAGAGGCAAAUAAUGAAUACGUACUACUGGAACGUCAAUUUAACGUCCCGCCGGGCCUACUUUUCAUCAUCAUGUUUAAUGAAGAUAAUCCCACUUUUGAAUUGAACUUUUUAAAGACUCAAGAUUCGUCCAACAUUUCACAUGUUGGGACAUUCGAGAAGGUCAAUAAAGAUGGACAGCACUACAGAGAAUUCCAAUACACCAAACAGUUGCAUUUCCCCGUGGGACCCAAAUCUACAAACUGUCAAGUAACAGAGAUUCUUUUACACUGUGACUGGGAAAGGUAUAUCAAUGUUUUAAGUAUAACGAGAACACCAAAUGUUCCGAGCGGUACCAGUUUCAGCACCAGAACAAGAUACAUGUUUCGGUGGGAUGAUCAGGGGCAAGGUUGCAUAUUAAAGAUAAGUUUUUGGGUGGACUGGAAUGCAUCCAGUUGGAUUAAACCAAUGGUGGAGAGCAACUGUAAAAAUGGACAAAUUAGUGCAACGAAGGAUCUGGUAAAGUUAGUGGAAGAAUUCGUGGAGAAAUAUGUGGAACUAAGUAAAGAAAAGGCAGAUGCACUCAAGACUUUGCCGAGUGUUACCUCUUUUGGAUCUCCAAGAAAAGUGGCUGUACCCCAAUUGACGUCAGCACAGCCAGAGUCGAAGCCUGAAGCUGAGAUAGAAAUCUCGAAGAUGGGAGACGACAGAUGGCGGUUCAAUUGGGUAAACAUAGUGAUACUAGUACUGUUAUCACUAAACCUACUAUAUUUGAUGAAGUUAACCAACAAGAUGAAUAGGCUAACGAAAUUGAUGACGCAUAAGGAUGAAGUUGUGGCCCACGCAACUCUAUUGGAUAUACCAGCCAAAGUGCAGUGGUCAAGGCCAAGAAAAGAAGAAGUGUUGUAA